AUGGCACCCCCAAGCCCCCUCGCAAUCGCAACCGGCUCAGUCCAACGUCUAGUCAAAGAAGAAACAUCCUAUCACAAAGAGCUCAAGAACCAGGAGGCGCGGCUCGAGAAGCUGGUCAACAGCACGGAGGAGAAUGAGAACAAGGAGUAUCAGUUGAAGCAGGAGAGAGCAGCAAUCGAAGAAACGAAAGCCGUUUUCCCACCCCUCCGCCAACGCAUCACGGACGCCCUGGCGAAACUUGAGGAGAAGCUUGAAGCGGGACAGGCUAGUGGUGCGAGUGAGGAGGAAGUGAAGAAGGCGCAGGAGGUGAUUACGUUGGCUAAGGAGGCUACGAAGGAGAAGUGA
Hyaloscypha bicolor E is the source of this 345-nucleotide messenger RNA. RefSeq names its product tubulin binding cofactor A. Lineage: Eukaryota; Fungi; Ascomycota; Leotiomycetes; Helotiales; Hyaloscyphaceae. The transcript is spliced from 2 exons. The record is from RefSeq and is a predicted model, not a curated record. The coding region runs from base 1 to 345 and encodes 114 amino acids. Gene Ontology annotation, biological process: post-chaperonin tubulin folding pathway; tubulin complex assembly. Gene Ontology annotation, molecular function: beta-tubulin binding. Gene Ontology annotation, cellular component: cytosol; microtubule cytoskeleton.